CCGCCAGCCAGCCAGGUAUCCCAUCCCACCCCACACCACUGCACACCACUCCACUUCAUUCCAUCCAUCAAUCCAUUCCUCUCGAUAAACACAACAGCAGGCAGACAGGCAGGCAGGCAGGCAGGCAGACAGGCAUCCUUGCACGUAUGCACGCAUGUAUGUCUCUCUCUCUCUCCGUCUAGUGGCUAGCCUACAUAAGAGGCAGCCGGCCAGCUACAUUAUAUUUCCUCCUGCUCCUCCUCGAGUGAGCCAUGGUCGCCUCUCUGGCCACCGAAGGACGCACGGCCAGGCCGACAACCCGCAGCAUCACCACCACUGCCCGUUGACGGCCCGGCGAUGUGCUCCUCGGACGCGUGAGGCUGCAUGGACUGGGAGUGGCUGCGGGAGGUCCGCUGCUCACCGGCACACUGAAAGGGGCAGGCAGGCAGGCAGGCAGGCAGCAAAAAUGGGAAUGUAUCUGUUGGUGGGUGGGUGGGUGGUGGGUGGAUGGUGGCUGACCGGGAGUGCGGAUGUGAGAAUGGGUUGUGCGUUAGAGAAUAGGAGGGAGGAGUCUUCGCCGAACAUGAUGCCGCCACGACGACGCCACUUGAGCUCAGACCUCUGACACAAUGCAGCACACAGAGAGAUCAGGAGCCGUUGUGUGUCGCAGCUUCUGUGUCUCUUGGUCGGCUCUCACCAGAGUGCGAAUGCUGUCGCGGGUGCGGUCAAGCUGAUGCUGCGGAACACACAAUAUUAUGCCGCACACACACAACGACACAUCACGUCAUGUCUCUUUUUUCUCCCGUCUGUCUCUCCCUGGUGUGUGCGUCACCAGCAGGGCCUUCUCCAUGGCUAUCGUCUCCUCAAGUCGGUCCUGCUCCACACACACGCAUGCAGGCCGAGAGGGAGGAUGAGACGGCCGUCUCUUUGCACCCACCCACCUUGAUCCUAUGAAUAUUCAUCUCUCCUCCGCCAUACCCGCCGCUCAACCCGCCCCUCUCCGUCUUCUCGCCACCCUUCAGCCCCUCCUUCUGCUCAGCCAUGCCAGUGACCAUGGUGGGCAUGGUGGCCGUGACUAGGUCGACCUUCUCCCACUCGCUAUCCUCCUGGUCCUCAACCAUGCUCGGACGAGUGCUGGGGGUCGUGUUGCUCUGACCAGACGGCACACGACGGGCCGCCGUGUUGAUGGUGGCGGACGCCGCUGCUGCGGCUGUGCUGGCAGGGUAUGUCGGUGGGAGUCGGAAGCCGGGGUAGAGUGUGUUGCGGUGUGGCGUGGGCGGGCUGUACUGGGCGAUGCUGCGGGCUGACGGGGGCUGGAAGGUCUGCACCUGCGCGUCACGGCUGCCCGACAUCAUAAUGCCGACCUGAUAGAUGGAUGGGAAGGAGACACAGAGGAGCAUCGCGGGUCAAUGGAUGGCCUGCGUCCCUGUCUGAUUACCUGUGUGCUUUGGUGGAUGAGGUCCGUCUGUGUCUCUGCAGCCACACCCACCAGACCCGCAGCUGUAGCCGCAGCAGCACUGGCGGAGCGGUUGUUCUGCUCAUAGAGUGUGUUGUAGAGGUCGGUAUUUUCAUUGGUGACCUGCGCCAGCUGCUCCGCCAGCAGACGCUCGCGAUCCGUCGGGCCGCUCUGCAAGUGACGAACCUAUACAACAACAGCCGCACCCUUGAGGACGGCCCGGUGGGCGUCGGUCAGCCACUGACCUGGUCUUCCAGUGCAUGCGUCUUUUCAGUGAGGGCGUCGAUGACAGUCUGCAGCUCCUGGUGGGUGAAUGGACAAGGGAAUGAGACACAGAGAGAGACAUGGAGGGACGGAGUGUGUGUGGUGAGUACCUCUUCGGUCUGUUGUUUCUUGUGUCGCAGGUCUUCGAUCUGCACCUUGAGCUCCUGGUCUUGGUCGCCACCACCUAGCACCAACUCCAAUCGCUGCAGACACAGAGAGAGAGAUACCCAGAUAGCACUAGUGGCACAUGAGGAGAGAGUGUAAGCCUGCCGUCUGCAGCUUGGCCCUCUCAGCUUCCAGGCUCUCGAUCUGCUUCGCCAGAACCGCCUACACACACACGUAUGCAACGGGGCAACAUGUGUGUGAACUGCAGUAGGCAGGUAUGGCGGUUGUCUUUCCUCUCUCUGCCCACACCACACACCUACCUCGUCCCGCUCGGUCUUCCUGAGCUGCUCUAGAUGUCUCGCCUCCGCAGCCGCAAGUUGCUGAACAAACGAACGAAGGAGACGCGAUAUCCGUGUGUGUGUGUUGAUGCCUCUGUAUCUUUCCCGCUGACCUCUCUAAGCCUUUCAAAUUCCUCCCCAUGAUCGCCGCCCCCACUCACCCCCUCCCCGUCUGCCGCCCCAGUGGUCUGCGUGACCGCACUGGCCAGUUCAGGUCUGCUGGCGAGCGUCUGCUGCAGCUGGUGCACCUCGUGCUGCAGCUGGUUCUGGAGGAUGGUCUUCUCCUGCUGCACGGCGUCCAGCUGGGCGCGGAUGCGCUGGAGCUCGUUGACCGCGUCGUCGUAGCGGUCCUGCAGCUCGCGGAUGCCAUGCUUCAGACGCUUCUCCGACUGCAUCCAUGGAUGGUACAUCCAUGUGAUGGGCAGAUGGACAGAAACUCUUAUGUGUGAGAGAGGUACCUACCUGUGUCCUCUCCUGUUUGAGUGUCUUGAUUUGUGCCUUGAGGUGAUCCUCGCUGGCCUCCCGUGUGGCCUUGAUGGUGGCCAACUCGCGACCGUGCUCCUCAAUAGCGCCCUCAAACUGAACACACACACACAUGAGACACACACAGAGACGUGGAUGUAUUGCAUUGUGUUGGGUGAAGACACCUCCUUUUGCAUUUUGGUCAUGGCGGCCUCGUGGGCGUCCCGGUGAGCCUGACGGACAGACAGGUGGAUGCAGAAGAAAUGACUGGAUGCCAUGAGGGGUGCGGCCCGGGGCAGUGCUGUCACCUGAGCCUCCGCUAGCUGGUCGAGAACACCCUGGUGUUGCGCCCGCAGCUGGGAGAGCUCAUCACCAGCAGACAAUACAUCAACCUGCGAAGCAACAACAUUGUCGUCAGUUUUCUGUUUGCGGUGGCGGUCGACUCUUGCUUGUCUCACCUGUCUGCCCUCGACACCAUCGGUGCCCUCUUGCGCGGCAUCGUUGGACAGUGUCUCCAGUUCUCGGAUCCUAUUCUUCAUGUCAGCGGCCCUCUGGCGAAGGUUGGCCACCUCGGCCUCCAGCAGCCCCCUCUCGAUCUCCCACACCGACAAAUCGUCUCCAUCCAUGCUCGUGAAGCUACAAUCAACAACACAACACAACACAACACAGCAACGGCAUUCACAGGCAUAGGGUAUGGUGAUUGUUGGUGUCGGAAUGCCGACCUAUCUCUCAGGUUUGGUUUUGUCUGCGCUAUCAUGAGUUUAGCCGGGGUCCGUGCAUCCGGCGAGGGGCGAGGGGGAGUGAACUCAGGCAUCGGAGGCAGCAACCCUGAAUUGAAUGCACACGGAGAAAAACACCCUGACCAUUGACACGAGGACAAUGCACCCUCGUUCGACUUACCUUUGCCAUGGGUGUGUUUCUGGCCCCCCUCCCCGUCGCGGCACGUCACUCCUCCAUCCCCUUCUCCCUCUGCCGCCCCCGCCCCCUCCACACGAGCCGUGUCCGGCCGCUCCCCCCUCACAUCGCACUGGCUCGCCCAACGCUGAGGCGACAACACCCCAAGCGACGCAAACGGCCCCCCAGCCCCCUUCCUCGGAGGACUCUCCGUGAACUGGCUGCUGGUGGAUGACGGACUGCCGUCCGGGAGCGCUGGCAACGAUGCAGACGGGGAGCCGAAGGAUGGGGCCUUGCCGAAGAGGAAUCGGCCGAGCGGCUGCGGGCCCUGCGGGAGCAGGGGGCGUGUGAGUGAUGAGUUGGUGGCCGCCACGGGAACAGAGGCCGUCGAGAGCGACGGGGAAACGCCAGACUGCAGCAUGUCGAUGGGCAGAUGCGAGCCAUCACCAUCCUUUCCACUAUCACCGCCACGUGAAGAACCUGUAAACAGAUCAGGGAAGAAGGAGGAAUGACAGAGAUCGGACACAUCAUAUUAUGCAAUAGACAAGCUUUCUGUCCCCACCAGCAGAGUCUGUGACGAGCCUCCUCAGCCCCUCGACGCCCUUGGCCAGCCCGCCCAGCGCCCCCUUGAACCCCACCCCUCCACCAUGCCUCUUGCCGCCGUCAUCCCUUCCCUGCCGGUGGUGCGGCCGGGCGCUGGAUGGCGGUGAGGAGCCCUCCCGCCAUGUGGGUGAGGCUGACAUGAAGGGAUUGCUGUGUGCAUGCGGCUGGCGGUCGGUGCGCGGCGAGAUGGCCAGGGACUGCCGACGGGCAUCUUCGAUGGAACGCUUCAGUGCAGAGAUCCAGCUGAAGGAAUGGAUAACAUUAGAUAACAUGGACAAUGCGGCCUUUCCUGCCUCCCUCCCUCCCUGCGGUGCGUAUGCUCACUUUUGUUUAUCUUCGAGCGUUUCAGCCGCCAGGAUGAUGACGUGGGUCUUGAGAGCGAGGGCGAACAUGUGGUCGAACGAGCCGCCCGUGGAGCUCUGCACCGCCCCGGUGGGCGGCAGGUCCACCGAUUCCACCAUCUUGCGGCUGUCGCCCUCACCGUCAUUGCCCUUGGUGAGCUGGUACAGCAUCAGGCGGUGGUCAUCAUGCAGCUCCCCGUACAGCAGCUUCCAUCGGAGGGACUUAGAGGACCGCUUGUACAGCGGGCCGUGCAUCUGGACACGGCCCGACAUGGUGGAUGGAUGUCCUUGCGAUGGAGUGAGAAGUGAAGUCACCUCUUGCUCGCCCUCUCG
Molecule: messenger RNA, 4775 nt
Organism: Vitrella brassicaformis
Lineage: Eukaryota; Vitrellaceae
Source: the annotation of a GenBank genome assembly